Ipomoea nil (Japanese morning glory) is the source of this 2171-nucleotide messenger RNA. RefSeq names its product pyrophosphate--fructose 6-phosphate 1-phosphotransferase subunit alpha. Gene Ontology annotation, biological process: photosynthesis; response to glucose; glycolytic process. Gene Ontology annotation, cellular component: cytosol. The transcript has 19 exons. Gene Ontology annotation, molecular function: ATP binding; diphosphate-fructose-6-phosphate 1-phosphotransferase activity; 6-phosphofructokinase activity. Lineage: Eukaryota; Viridiplantae; Streptophyta; Magnoliopsida; Solanales; Convolvulaceae. Bases 68 to 1912 code for a protein of 614 amino acids. The record is from RefSeq and is a predicted model, not a curated record.
UAUAUAAGCAGAGUUUUCAAGUGAUAGUCACUGUGAGUCAGAAAGCGGCGAGAAAGGUCAAGUGAAAAUGGAUUCGGACUUCGGACUGGCGAGAGAACUCUCUGAUCUGCAAAAGCUCCGAUCUCAGUAUCGGCCCGAGCUUCCUCCCUGUCUUCAGGGCACUACUGUCCGUGUGGAGUUUGGUGAUGCAACUACUGCUGCAGAUCCCUCUGGUGGACAUACCAUAAGUCGCUUGUUUCCUCAUACUUUCGGUCAGCCUUUGGCUCAUUUUCUGAGGGCAAGUGCCAAGGUCCCAGAUGCUCAGAUAAUUACUGAGCACCCAGCAAUUAGGGUGGGGAUCGUUUUCUGUGGUAGACAAUCUCCAGGAGGACAUAAUGCCAUAUGGGGUCUUUAUGAUGCUCUCAAAGUUCACAAUCCUAAUAGUACUUUGCUUGGAUUUUUGGGUGGUUCUGAAGGUUUAUUUGCCCAGAAAACACUUGAAAUCACUGAUGAUAUUCUGGCUACCUAUAAAAACCAAGGGGGCUAUGAUAUGCUGGGAAGAACAAAGGAUCAAAUCAGAUCAACUGAGCAAGUUAAUGCUGCACUGACUGCUUGUACAUCUUUGAAAUUGGAUGGCCUUGUUAUUGUUGGAGGAGUAACAUCAAACACAGAUGCUGCUUAUCUGGCAGAAGCUUUUGCUGAAGCUAAAUGCCCAACAAAAGUUGUUGGAGUUCCAGUCACAUUAAAUGGAGAUCUAAAGAAUCAGUUUGUUGAGACAAAUGUUGGUUUUGAUACUAUAUGCAAGGUUAAUUCCCAGCUUAUUAGCAAUGUCUGCACAGAUGCACUCUCAGCGGAGAAGUAUUAUUAUUUCAUCAGACUAAUGGGCCGAAAGGCAUCACAUGUUGCCUUAGAAUGCACUCUACAAUCACACCCAAAUAUGGUGAUUCUUGCUGAGGAGGUAGCUGCAUCAAAGCUUACUCUUUUUGACAUCACAAAACAAAUUUGUGAUGCAGUGCAGGCCAGGGCUGAACAAGAUAAAUACCAUGGUGUUAUCCUAUUGCCUGAGGGGCUUAUUGAAAGUAUUCCUGAAGUAUAUGCUCUGUUGAAGGAAAUUCAUGGUUUGCUCAGACAAGGUGUUUGUGCUGAUAACAUUUCCUCUCAAUUGUCACCAUGGGCAUCUGCACUUUUUGAAUUUAUGCCACCCUUCAUCAGGAAGCAGCUCCUUUUGCAUCCAGAAUCUGAUGACUCUGCUCAGCUAUCUCAGAUUGAGACAGAGAAACUUCUAGCUUUUCUUGUAGAAGAAGAAAUGAAUAAACGGACGAAAGAAGGAAAAUACAAGGGGAAGAAAUUCAAUGCUAUUUGCCAUUUCUUUGGUUAUCAAGCUCGGGGAUCACUGCCAUCGAAGUUUGAUUGUGACUAUGCUUAUGUGCUUGGUCAUGUCUGUUACCAUAUUUUGGCUGCUGGCUUGAAUGGUUACUUGGCAACUUUAAAUAACCUGAAGAAUCCUGUGAAUAAGUGGCGUUGUGGUGCUGCUCCAAUAACUGCUAUGAUGACUGUCAGGCGUUAUGGUCAUGGUCCUGCUGCUGAUUCCUUUGGGAAGCCUGCUCUUCAUCCUGCUACUGUUGAUUUAAGAGGCAAAGCAUAUGAGCUUCUGAGACAGAAUGCCACAAAAUUCUUGUUGGACGAUGUCUACAGGAAUCCUGGACCUCUUCAGUUUGAUGGCCCAGGUGCUGAUGCAAAGGCUUUAAUCCUUUGUGUUGAGGACCAGGAUUACAUGGGCCGGAUCAAGGAAUUGCAGGAAUAUCUUGAUAAGGUACGCACCAUUGUGAAACCAGGUUGCUCACAGGAUGUGCUGAAAGCAGCUUUAAGUGCCAUGGCUUCUGUAACAAAUAUUCUCUCAGUUAUGUCAAAUGGUGGUAACACAAACUUCUAAGCAAGAGCAGACUAUUGGUCUAUCUCAGAAAUUUUGUGGCUCUAUUGCUGCUAGACUGCACCUUUGUUGGAUAUCAAUUUAGGUGCAAAACAAUUAGGUUAUGGUGUGGAACGUAUCUUUAGUUUUAGUUACUGUCUUUUGACCCCUGUAAUUUUGAGUUGCGAAGUAAUUUCAUGAAUUGUUACUGCGGGAUGAGGAAGGAUUCUUAUUUUUCUGCUUUAAUAAGAGAACUUUUUACUUCUUUAUUUUUUGGUUAAAA